Molecule: messenger RNA, 2238 nt
Organism: Amoebophrya sp. A120
Lineage: Eukaryota; Dinophyceae; Syndiniales; Amoebophryaceae
Source: the annotation of a GenBank genome assembly
AUGCAAAAAUCUGUGUUGCAUGAUUACCAACCAGCCACACCACCACCAGCAGGCGCACCACAGACAACGCUGCAGCCACAGACACGUCCUGUCGGGAACAAGAUUGGCGCAACAACUACAUCUCCGGUGAGCAAUGCCGCACUUGCUCCGUCCACACCCGACGAGCAGAGUAAGACCUCGUUCACAGCGACCGGUAGACGAAAAGCAUUCCUGAUUGGUAUCAACUACUACGGGACGCAGGCGGAGCUGGCGGGCUGCGUGAAUGACGUGGAGAACAUAUCUAGCCUGCUGAUCCGAAAAUUUGGUUGGCGGCAGAGCGAAAUCCGCACGCUCGACGACGACCGCGGCCGCAGCUACCCGGCGGUGCACCCCACGCGGCAGCGCAUCCUGGAGUCGUUGCAGUGGCUGGUACUGGACGCGCAGCCCGGGGACACGUUGUUUCUUCUGUACUCCGGCCACGGCGCCCAGGAGGUGGAUCCCAACGGAUACGAGGAGGACGGAAUGAACGACACGAUUCUGCUAUCCAAGAAAGAAAACUGUGUUAGUGUAGAUGUCUACUUGGAGUGAUAGCAUGACAAAGCUUUUCUGCAUGACAGAGAAAGCCCUCUGGAGUGCACAGCUAGCACAUGAAAAUACACGCACAUCGAAAUAAGAGGACUUCGUGGUUAUCUGGCAUGAGUAAAAAUGUAAAGUGUUCGGCAUUUAGUCCAUUACAGGCUUGCACUUCUAUACACAGUUUUUACUGUCUUGCAUAUCUGCCGGUGGAUUUUGCGGAGAACGGCAUGAUCUCGGACGAUGUUCUCACGGAGCUCUGCGUCCGCCCGCUGCCCGAGGGCUGCAGUUUGACCUGCAUCAUCGACGCCUGCCAUUCGGGAACCGCGCUGGACCUGCCGUGGACGUGGCAGCCGGGCCUGGGGACCUGGCGAGAGGACUGGAACCCGUUUUUCACGAAGGCGGACGUGCAGAUGUUCUCGGGGUGCGCGGACGCGGAAACCAGUUCCGACGGGGGCCGCGAUCUGUACGGCCGCCGCGGUGGGGCGUUGACAACCGCCUUCUGCGAGAUUUUUGCAGCCUCGUCGCAGACCCGCGGGGCGGGCAUCGGCUACGAUGAGCUGCUGGAGCGGUUGCUGCAGUCCAUGCGCGUGAACGGAUUCUCGCAGACUCCGCAACUCAGUUCGAGCCAGGCCUUCGACCAGCGACAGCGCGUCUUCGCCCCUUUUGUUGUACAAAAUGCGAGUUCUUCUUCGUCGCCGAGGCUGCUGCCGCAGCAGAAAAAGAUCUGCAGGAACCUCAACAAGAAUCCGGAGUACGGUCUCGUUUUCCGCAGAAAGUUCCCGCCGCAGCCGGCGCCACUCACCGGGUCACCACUGGAGUCGAUGCUUAUGGACCUCGGUAUUGUCCUUUGGUGCCUUUUUUUAUUCACGAAUGUCGUGCAAGAUACGAAGAGUUCCUCAAUUUUUUCACGUCUCUAGAACAAAGUAAGUAUUUCGUCGAGCAGGAGUUAAAAAUGUUGAAAGUUUCAAAUUUUUUACCCCGCAUUAUCAGGUAUGUUGGUGUUACAAGAUGCGGUGGCGGAGGAAAUCGGGGGUGCUGUGGUCGACGGUUUGGGGGAUGUUUUCGGCGGCAUGGGCGACCUGCUGGGCGGUGCUGGGGACCUGCUGGGCGGUGCUGCGGACGACGUCGCUCAGGACAUCGAGGAACUUUUCUAAAUCGUGUUUCACAGGAAUGAAUGCAAGCUGAUUUGGUGGGCACUCCACUGUUUACUACGUCCACGUCGUACAUUGAGCAUGACAGGAAGCGCUAGUUGUGUAGCUGUGCGGUAUUCAGUUGAUGCUUCCUUGCUCGCUAUCGUGUGGUGGAAGCGUGCUGUACUUAAUGUCGUUUCUUGCAUCGUGUCGUGCUCGUGCGGCAUGUUGAAAUAUCGCUGUACUUCUACAACGUGGCAUGAUCGUCAUCCAAAUCUUCUUUGAGAGCAGGCGUCGCGUGUGCAAACCUUCAAUUGACAACCUGUACGAAUGGAUGCACAGCGACAUGUAAUAAAGAGGUUCUUCUAGAUGAAGUAAAUGAUGUAAAAUACUUGAACAUGACAAACGGACACACAUUCAUAUGUUUGAACUUCACCGACGAGUUUCGGUAUCUAGAUCAAAUAAUAUUAUGGUAAAGCACAGCUCUCGCUCUCAGGAAGUGUGCCGAUGUCCGUUCAGUAAUUAUACCGUAGGCUGGGCCACGACGCUCUAU